This is a messenger RNA of Ruditapes philippinarum (Manila clam), 868 nucleotides long. RefSeq lists its product as uncharacterized. NCBI's taxonomy places the organism in Eukaryota, Metazoa, Mollusca, Bivalvia, Venerida, Veneridae. The transcript has 3 exons. The coding region runs from base 72 to 722 and encodes 216 amino acids. The record is from RefSeq and is a predicted model, not a curated record.
AUAUUGUACAAUUUAUCAGUCAUAUAUAGCAAAAAUUCCAGCACGGAAUUCACGUGGGUUAUGUUACACAAAUGUUUGUCGAUAAUAUAUAUAUCAAAAGUAAAAUGGAAGGUGGAAGUAAUGUUGGCACACUUCUUCAAAGACGUAGAAAGCCCGUAAAAAUUGGCAAGGAGGAAACUCUUUUGAUUUUGAGGGCUUAUUGUUCACAUCCUACAAAUUGGUCUGAUGUCCUAGAUGAAGUGCGACAGAAUCUUGAUCAAUUACCCGAAGAUGCAAGAGCUCUUUACCAUAGUGGCAAUCUUAGACAGCUCAGAGAUAGAAUGUCGGGAAAACUGUCCAAAAUAACGAAGAUGAGAGUGGAAAGCAUUCAAGAUUCAGACAUACGAGGCGUAGCAAUGCAGAUAGAUGCUAUGGAGCGCCGUCUUCAGAAUACAGGGGUUGACACGAGACAAAACGAGGCCAGUCAAAUAGAAAGCCAGACAAACCAGGAAAAUCAGCCAGGAACAUCAGCUGAUUUGAGGGAAAGCAUUGCAAAUGCACUUUCAUCGUCGCAAGAAGAAGAUCCUACGCCGCCAAGCACACAGAGACGGAGAAGAAGAAAGAGGCCGCUGGCCGACAUUAUUCGUGAAAAUCAGUUGUUAUACAACGACUUUAUAAAGAACAAAGUCUCAAGAUUGCUCCGUCAGCUUGGUGUCGAGACAUCUUCGGAUGACUCAAACUAGUUUUUCAAAAAGUACUUGUGAACGCUUUUUUGUAAAAGAAAUAAAUACAAUCAUUAAAUUUUGCUUGGCCUUCUGUUUUCUUUAAAAAAAUCAUUUUGAAACGCCCCCUUAGAAAUAGCCGUCUCCGUCUUCGUUUGUCGGCAUCG